AGGAUGGUAUUAACUGGUUUGCCCAAAUAUGAAUCUAUAACCUAGAGAGCUGAAAGUCAUAACAUUGCAGGCAAAGGGAUAGUUACAGUUGCCCGCUACAAACCUUUAUUAACAAUAGCUUUAAUUAAUUAAACAUUGAUAGGUCAGCUAAACAGUCAAGAAUGUUAGGUAUAGAUAGAGUCAGAAGACAAAAGCCAGUUAUUAGGUAAUGACAUUAACUAACUAACCUAGCUUCUAUCUAGUAUACAAGUAUCAAGCAGUUAGGCUUCUCCAGAAAGAGACCUCAAGCAUUCCCAGAAAUGACCACUUAGAACACAGCAAAGACUAAAAGAAAACAAAUACAGUAACCUUGAGAUCUACCUACAUAUGAACAUCCAGUUUAUACCCAAAAAUGGGGUAGACUGCCUACAAUUAAGUAACAUUAUCACCAAUAUAAUGACAUGCACGUGAAAACUUCUCUUUUUGGCAAAUCCACCAAAGUAAUGGCCACAAAGGAAAUGCCCAGCACAACUGUGUAGUCAUAGUCUAGCUGUCUGUAUCUAUACAAAUUAUAUCAGAAGCACCACAUCUGACUUCGUUGUGUGAUUACCGUUAUGCAUAAUACAUGAGCAUCAACCUAAUUGUUCCUAAAAUCAUUCAUCUUCAGAUUCUUUGGAAUUAGAACCUAGAACGCAAUUUGCAAGGCCACCACCCACACGUCAAAAUUCUAUAAGACCACUGCCGCAUUUAUGCAACCACAGUGCAGCAACUGCAACCCAGUACAGCAUGAUGGCAGUCCCCCUGGUGGUCAUCACCGCAGCUUGCACGGUUCUCCACACGACUGCAAGUGAAGCAAGCACGCCGUUCGAAUCGGUCGCGAGAACGAGAAUGAGACUGCCGGCAGAGAGGAUCAACCGUCGGGCACUAUUCUCCAUUCAAGUUGAGCAGAACAAGACAUGCCUCUAUCCUAACAACGCAGAUACUAUUAGGGACACCCCUAUGCACUGUUUUGAUAGCUGCCAACGCAGUUGCGCUCAAGAGAUUGCGUCAAGCGGCAAUCUCUAUCUCAGUUGCUUCCUGUCUGGCUGUGGAAUCAAGUCUCAAUCAAGCAGAUCCUCUGAUAUUCUAACAACCAGUCCAAGAACAGACAUCAAUCAGCUUGUACCUGACUACUCUGCUGUAGCUAGAAAAGCAGGCCAACCUCGAGCUAUUGCUUUUCAUGACACUGGUACUUUCCAACGAGGAAUCGGAGUCAAAGGGGAAGCUGUAUUGACAAUCAAUCUCAAAAAUCUUCGAAAGCAAGGCUUCCGAUUUGAUUACUUUUCUGCUAGAGUUGGUAUGGAUUCAGCUGCUCCUGGUAACUGCAGCGUUCAAAGACUUAUGGUAAAGAUUUCUACUGACAGAUAUGAGCCUCUGAUCACGAGGGUGGGAAAACUGAAAAGCAAAGAGAUCUUGUACAGAGUAAAACAAGCAUCGCAUCUUGAGCUUUCAAUUGUUCCAUCAAACAGUAGCAAAGCAAACAAUUGCCAUUAUAGUGCUUGGGGUGAAGCUAAACUAACUGAUGGAAUUCCUCUGUUUCCUUCAUGCCUUGGUCAUUGUACCAUUCGGGCACACAGCCAGAAGCUACCACUCAGCUGUGUCAUGGGCAGUUGCCCGGGACAAGAGGUUCACAAGAAAGUCAAGGACAUUAUGAGACUAGAGAAAGACAGAAGUGAUACCCAAAUAUGUGUUGACUAUCCAUGCCAUACUGAGUCAGAUGAAAAAAAGAUAAUAACAGCCAGAGGUAUCACUAUGACAACAGGAGGUACAGUUUCCUUCAAUCUCACGGAAAUACGACAGCUUGGGUACAAAGCAGACAUUCUCAAGACCAAUCUGUCAGUAAUAGCACGUUGUUCACAAAUGAAUGCAAGUGUACGACCAAAACGUGGAAUAAACAUAAUUUUUGAAGCAACUUUAGACCGUACUAAUAUUUACAAGCGAACAUUCCAUGAGCUAACAUCCGGUGAUCAAAGUGAGGUCGAAGUAGUCCUUGAUGUGUCUCAAGGAUCAAGAAUAGCUUUGACUGUCAACGGCACUAGCAAUGACGUGUGUGCAGUUGCAAUAUGGAAGAAUGCCCAUCUCGAAGGAUCCAAGCCAUACCAAUUUGAAAAAUGCCACAAGAAAUGCCAGGAAGCAGCUGAACAUGGUCAUAUCUACCUCAGUUGCUUCAUAGGUGUCUGCUCAGCUCAGGUAACAUACAAGAGCAAUGAACCUUUCUUCACACUACAUCACCAGAGGUGGGGAAUAGGAGCAGAUAGGCCAGGAGGAUGGAAAGAUGGCAGAAAUAACAUCAGGUUUAAACAUGCACCACUCUUUGAAUCUAGCCAUGGCUCUGUGCAAAUAUUAGAUUGCAACUUCGGAAUUGGGGCAUACUCACCUUCCAGUAUGACAUUCAAUUUGAAUGCAUUCAGAGAACAUGGAUUCCAUUUUAAUGCUUUCUCUGUAAUUAUUGGAAUUGAUGUGAAUUCAGGUUGCAGAAACACAACAGGCAGCAUCUUCCAAAUCUACCUCGAUAAUAGUCACAGUCCUGUGUUUGAUAAAUAUGUAGCUACAAUGGAUUCUGUGCACGAACUCCUUGUACCUGUGAAAAAUGCAAGCAAGCUUCGCCUAACUACACUCAACAUGUUUGGUCACCUUUGCAGCAAUGCAGCAUGGGGACUUGCUCAACUGGUUGAGAUAUCACCCAUGAACUUCUCACUAUAAGAUCUAUUGCAAUUAUGCAUACCAUCAGGUAUGUUGAUAAUGUGCCUGGUGUAGUUAUGCAUUGACUGAUGUCGUUAUUUAUUAGAUGUGAAGACUAUACAUUAUACCAUAUAUGCGUAUAUAUAUAGUAUAUAUAUACAGGAAGAGAGACAGAGUGUAGAAGCAUCAUAUAGUGUUGAUGCUGUUGCUACUGAAUUGGAAUAAGUACUAUACUAUACUUGCGUUAUAAGCAAUUAAGCCAUUACAAUCAAACCUUACUCAUACUGGAACUAACAGUCCAUCUCUUCUAUGCAUGCAACAUCUUGUCGAACAACAAGUAAGGUUUCUGACUAAGGAUUC
Corticium candelabrum is the source of this 3060-nucleotide messenger RNA. RefSeq lists its product as uncharacterized. NCBI's taxonomy places the organism in Eukaryota, Metazoa, Porifera, Homoscleromorpha, Homosclerophorida, Plakinidae. The record is from RefSeq and is a predicted model, not a curated record. The coding region runs from base 766 to 2721 and encodes 651 amino acids. The transcript is spliced from 2 exons.